Dermochelys coriacea (leatherback sea turtle) is the source of this 13942-nucleotide messenger RNA. RefSeq lists its product as uncharacterized. The transcript is spliced from 29 exons. Bases 49 to 12312 code for a protein of 4087 amino acids. NCBI's taxonomy places the organism in Eukaryota, Metazoa, Chordata, Testudines, Dermochelyidae. Gene Ontology annotation, molecular function: protein binding. The record is from RefSeq and is a predicted model, not a curated record.
AUUUAUUUUUCUCCCCUCCAGAUGUAAAGCAAGCUUGUAUUUUCUGAAAUGGCAACAAUCUGCCAAACGCACGGAGGGGAGCUCAACCAGUGUCACCUGCGCAGUAUAGGCCGCAAAGCUUCUGUCUUUGGUGUUGCAGAGGUUAUCCAUUUUUAUAAGGCAGUUACCCUGAUUGGAAGAAACAAAGAUGUUGUGGACUAUUUCAUCAGUUGUCCAGUUUCAGAGAGAAGAGAUUACAUUUCCCGGACUCAUGCCAGAGUGAUUCGAACCAAUGAUACUUACAGACUUGUGGAUUCCAGUUUGACAGGCGUUUAUGUGAAUGAUGUUAGAAUCAAUGGUACAAUUAGCUUGCAGGAAGGAGAUACUGUGACCUUUGGACAUCCUGCAGGGAAUGGUAUCAGGUCUGGAACACAAGUUCGUCAGCCAAAUUCAGAAUUUUACUUUCUGUUUGAACAUUGUUACUGUAGAAUUGAACAGCUGCAAAGUGCAUGUGGAGAGAUGAGGAAUUCGCUACCACAGAUUCAGUUACCGCUGUUGACAUCUCCUGAAGUACCACCAGUGUACAAUGCAGGUCUGGUCUUCAAGAACAACGUUGGCCUUCCUGUUAUAUCGCAGCUGGCAUGGACUUCUCAAGUAGUCCCAAAUAGUGGAGCUCUGUCUAAAUCUAGCACACACUGUGGUGAUAUGCAGCCUCCCACAGUCACUGUGACUCUGCCAUUAACAUCAGCUGGCUCAGUACUGUCUUCAGUGAAGUCUUCUCUUUGUACAAAUUCUGUUAAUGUGACUUCAAACAAAUUAGAAAUGCCUGCAACAUCUACAUCAGCUGCAACAGCAGAUACUUCUUUGGAAGACUACACUAGACCUAAUUCUCAGAUUGUACGUUCUUCUUCACCUGAAUAUGUCCAUCAGAAGGGUUCAGCAGUCACCACAGAGCCUUCUCAACAAAGAGUCUUUGAAAUUGCACAGUCAUCUUUGUUUCGGGAAAAUGCUGCAAGGACCGCAGAACUGGCUAAUUCUGACUUUCUCUGCGUGAAACCAAGCGGAGCUCAACCAUGCACAUUAGGAAGCAUGUCAAAGUUUUACAGACCAUUCCUGGAUGAGAGACGAGACAGUGGUGAAACAGAAACACAACCUCCUGUAACUUGUUAUAAUCUGGAACCUUCACCACCUUUUCCUCACUCAAGAGAUGCUGUAGAGACACAUGACAGUGACCCGAGUGGAAAAGCAAUUGUCAGAGCUAGUCUUUCUGAUAACAGUCUAGAUCUUUCAGACUCUUUUCCAGUAGAAAGUGGAAGCAACCUUGAUUCCAAGCCACUGGUUCCUGUAGCUGAUAAGUCAGUGCUUGGAAGUUGUGCAAACUCUGACGACGAUGAUGUAGUGAUGGAGAUCAAUGUUAUUAACAGCACUGAAGAAACAGCUAAACAUGAAACUUCUAGGCAUUCAGAGCCUUGUAUUCAAAUGCAAGUCACAGAAGUGAUAAAUGAAGCUAUGAAAAAUGUUCAAGUGCCAUCAGUCAGUGAUUAUAAGGCAAAUUUAAUGGAAAAGGAAAGAUCAACAGAAGAACAGAAUAGGUAUUCAUUGGAGCAGCAUAUUGUUGAUGCUUGUGUACAUGAAACUCCAUGUGUGGCUGUAUCUGUUACUGGAGAUGAAACUUGUGAAUCCCAUUCAAAGAAAAAGGGUCGUCUUCAUGUAAAUAGCUUGUCAGAGUCGGUUAUUGUUGAAGUAGAAAACUGUUCAGAAAACAGUGACUGUAUGGCAAUAAGCAUUGUCCCAGAAGACAUUACUUUGGGUAAAGAUCUAGAUGGUGGGUCUCCUGCAAAAGAAGUGGUGAGUCCAAAGAAACUAAUGAAUGCAGAUGGUAAAACCUGUGUAGAAGAGUUGGAUUUGCCUUCUGAAACUGCUAUGACCAUAGACAGAAUUCGGGAAGUAAACAUAUCAUUUGUGCCAGACUUAGAACUUCCACAUAGUGUUUGGCAUUCUGAGAUGAAAAAUGAGAUCUGCAAAGAUGAGCUGACUUCAGUUAUAAAGCAAAACAGCCUUAUGUCAAAUGAGGAAGCAAUAAAAGAAAGUAGUGAUAUUGUAGAAUGUGAAAGUUGUUCCUUGGCUGACAGAGAAAUGGAAACUUUAAAUACCACCUUACAUAUGGAAACUCAGAAGCCUGAAACUACUUCGGACAUUCAAGAAGGAGCUGAACCUAACACUGAUAAAAUCAUUACGAUAUCAAACAGAGAAGUGAGAGAAAUACAUAGAGAUCAUGUUUUUGAGGACAAGUUGCAAAACGCUUUAGACCAGGAGUAUAUGCUUUCAGACACUGGAAUAAGUAACCUAGAACAUCAGAACUCUUCUGAUGCUCAUAAAAUUCUGACAAUGUGUGCAGCAAAAGAAAUGUCCGGUUCUGAGUGUAAUAUUGGUUCUGCUAAAUCCCAAAAAAAUGAGGAUGACAAUGUCAUUGGGGUUGCCUUAUUCCAGAGCUGUGUUACAGAACAAGUUGUCUCUAGAGCCAGUGGAACAAAGAUGGUCCAGUGUCUGGAUAUGCUUCAUUCAGAAGAGGAAGAAUCAUCAAUGGAUUCUCAUGUGGCACUGGAUGGGCUUGUAACAAAGAUACUUCAAAACAAUCCAGAUCUCACAGCACCAGAGAACCUGCCCUUGUGUACACAGAAUAUCUCAGACUAUCAUGUACAUUCUCCUUCUAAACACCAUAUCCUCUCUCAAGGUAAAUACUUGGAAGAUAUAACUUAUUCUCCCUGUAAUUGUGUGCCGUCUUCCUCUGGCUCUUUGCACAGUGAGAACUCACCUCACAAACCAGCUCCAAAGGAAGAGGAAUUAAGUAAUUCAGGGGCAGUUGUCAAACCUUUGAGUAGAACAUUUUGCAGUUUGCAGGCCACAGCAAUAGAAAUUACUUCUCCUGAGUAUCCUUGCACGUAUGAAGACUCUGGAGCUCUUACAUCUGUCACGAGGUCCAUCAGUGAAACAAUGAGCCAGGGAACAAACAUCCAGCCAUUGUCUCAGAAUGAAACUGAAACUUCUGUGAAACAGAAUGCAUGCAAUAAGGCAAAUAUUUCUCAUGCCACUGUGUGUAUAGAGUCUGAAGGCUUUCAGUCAGACCAUGUAUGUAUGACUACAUCCGUAUCUACAAAAGGUGUGCCACAGGAGGUUAGUGAUUUUGGUUUCAAUAAAUUACAUUUGGAAGUAAGUGCUUCUGAAGCGGAUGAAGAGCAAACAGAUAUGAAUGUAAAUUCCAUCUCUUUAACAAUGGAUAGUCCUGUUAGAUACGGAGACAAAGAUGAGAGUGAAAUAAAGAUGGAUUCCAUGGAUACAGAGACGAGAAUAUCUUCAGUUACAGAUUGUGUUGAAAUAUCAUAUGCAGAAGUGGAAACUCAAACUAGGCAAAUAAAUGAGAGGGCCAUAAACUUACUGGCUACAAAACCUUCAGUAAAUGGAAACAAAAAUAGUGUGUCAAACACUAGUAUCUGCGAGGAAGAAGUAAAUAUGUCUGUGGACACACAUUUGAGUCUUCAGCAAUUUUCAGAGGCAUAUGAAAGAACUAUGCUGUUUGACAAUGCAAGUAAAAAUUCCUGGAGAGAGUUCUCUAAACAGAUGGAGAUAGAUUCCAAAGCAAAGGAAAAGCUGUCUUCAGAAACACGGAUAGAAACCUUUGAUGGAAAAACAAUAUUUGUAGCUUCGUGUUCUCCAAAUAAAGUGACAUUUUUGGAAAACACAGAGAAAUUGGUGGAAGCAAUUAAUCCUGAGUCACCGAUUAAUGUAGGUGAAAAAUUUCUUGAUCGGUGUCUUCUACAGAAGAGUGACUGUACUUUGGAGAGAAAGAGGUCUCCAGGGAAAGAAGACAAGUCAGAUGUCUCCGUGUUUUCUUCCAGUUCUCUUUCAACCACUAACACCAGAUGUAUUAAAACAGUUGAAAUCCUUGUCAGACAUACUUUGGAUUCCACUCUUACUGAUAACAAUGAGAUGCAUGAUACCGAUUACCAGGAACUGAAAACAGCUUGCUUAGUAGUGGAUGAUACAGCAUCAGGGGAGAAGCAGUUUGAUCAGUCAGCUAGUAUUGAAAAUACAUUUUAUAAAAAGACAGAUGAAGAUGGUAUCGAAAGCAAAGAGAUAAUGAAAAUACCUGGAGAGAGACAUGACUCAGGAACAGCCAUUAAUGGUAGCGUAUUUGAAGAACAGAAAAAUAUAGAAAACAAAGGUAUAGAUAAAGAGAUGGAGAUUAUGGCAAAUGUGCGUGUUAGGCAAACAAAUCUUAAUCACAGCAGCGUUACAAAAGUACCCACAAACAGGCUGGAAGGGAAUACAGCAUAUUACUCUUCAGAAUUAGAGGGAGGAAUAGCAAAUGAUCUUUCUCCAUUAUGCUUAUCCAAACAGACUUCUCUAGUAGCAGAAAGAAGCUCUGACUUUAAUGAUUAUUCCUGUUCACAAACACAGUCCCCUUACUAUGUGAAUAAAAGGGACAUGGGAAACUAUCCAGAACCUGUAAAUGACUACAUCUUGCCCCAGCAGGACACCAGGAAUGAAGAAGGUAUGAAGUUGAAUGAUGAAAAUACAGGUGAGACAGUAAACUGUAAAUGGAGUGUAAAAUCAGUUACACUGGAAAAAGAUAAUGCUGAUACACAUUUUAGUGAGCUUGAUUUGGGAACAUUGAAUAAUUACCAAGAGGAUAAUGAGAACUCUUCUGUUAGCGCUGCCCAUUUGGAAUUACGACAGCAGUCUAGUGCAUUUCAUGACCAGCAGGAGACUGAUUCCUAUGCUGUGGAGUCCCAGCAUUUGGAAAGUAACAUAGAUCUGAAAUCCAAAGAGGAUCCUGUGAAACAACCACUUUAUCCAGAGGACUUUGUCAUAGACAGUGAUUUGAAGAAGCUAUGUGAACAAAAUAUGACUACUGAAAUCUUGACACCAAUUGGUUUGGAAAGGAGUAAUCAAAAAAGUAUAUGCCAAGAGGAAGGUGGAAUCAAACUGCAAACUACACAACUAUGCAAUGUAGACAAAAAUGAUCUUGCAGUCGGGAUGCAGGCUAUUGCAUUUGGAAAGCCUGAAUCUGCCAAAAAAAAUAUAGCUGAAAACCACCUUAGGGAAAUUGAAAAUGACCCUACAGACGGGUCUGAGUUAUUCAGUGCAGAGGAGCUUAAUUUAUAUAUCUCAGAUUCUGAAGUUGAAAAGGAAAAGGAAGAAAACAAUAGCACAAGAAUGAAAAAUACAGUUGAAAUGCAGCAUGAUAGAUGCAAAAUCCUGAAGGAGAAGGAUACUAUCAUCUCUGAUCCAAACAGUGUUUCUGGCAGCAUUAUUCUGCAAGCUGACCUGGACUGCAAACCAAAUGAAGAUCAGCUUGACAGAGUGAUUGAAACAGCUGAUCUCAAAUCAAUGAUAGGUACAGAAAAGUCAACAGAUAUGCGUUUGGAGGGAAAAUGCUAUUCUCUUUGCAAUGCAGAAUAUGAUCCAAGUGAACUUAGAAUUGCUGGACCUGAAAAUUGUAGCACAGGUGGAAUGGAAGCAGUGAAAGGCAAUGCAGAGAUUGGUUUGAAUAAGGGAGAUGCAGGUUGUUCAGAUGAACAUGUAGGAAAUGCUGAUUCUAAUUCUAUCCAAGCUGGAAAAAAUCUAGAGGAGAAUCCGGAGCCUGAGUAUAGCUUGCUUAAUGGUUGCAUUCAAGAACUAGAGGUGGGGACACUAGCUGCCCCUCUUGGAGCCCUAAAAACUGUUAAAGACUCUCCAGUAAAUGAAAUGCUGACAAGCCUUUGUGCAGAAAAAGACAAAUUUAAUCAGAAAACAGAAACAAAUGAACUAGUAUAUAUGCAGCAAGAAAGCAAAGACUCUGAACCCCUAAAAUCCCAAGCAAAGAUACACCAACCCAUAGGAUGUGCAGACUUUUCUGAAGGCAGUAAUGAAGAUUUAACUGUUUCAGAGUCUAACUUUAUGAACAGAGUGGAAUCUCAUAAAGAGGAGAAUAAAGAUUCUCAGAAUAAAGAGGCAAACAAAAAUAAUUCUUUCAGAACACUAAAAAGACACAUGAGUAGAAAUGAAUAUUCUGGAACUUCAGUUUCUGAAGAUGAGCAGUGCUCCCAAAAGAGAAACUGCCCUUUGGGGUCUCUUUCCAUGCAGGAGUCUGUAUCUGACCUACCCAGUCCUAAUGUAACCUUGUUUUCCAUUCCCACUGAUUUGAAGGAGUGUCAUGAUCAGUUUAUUAGCAGUAGUGUUAAGCAGUUCUUUAAAAAAUACCCCAUUCUUCAAACAGCUCAGCAUCUUGAUGAAAUGGAGAAGGAAAAUAGUAAAAAUAUUGCCCAGUUGGUGAGAGAAUUUUUUAAAAAAACAAAUGACUCUGAGAACUUGGUAAAUGAAAAUACAAAACCUGAAAGGUUUGUGCCAUCCAUUGAAAGUAAAGUAGAAGAAGACACUGACUGUAAAUCUAUAAGUGAAGUAGACUGUGAAAGGAGAGAUGGAAGUGGUUUAUUUCUAUUUUCAAGUAUUGAACCUCAGAUAAAUGGAAAACAGUCAGUUAAAUUAAUAUCUGAGUCCCAGAGUCUCCCCUUUGACAGUCAGUUUGGGUUUACUGAACUUGCUGCCAGUUCAGAAGAUUCAUGGACUGAUGUACUAGAAAAAGAUGUGGUAAGUAAAAUUCCAGAAAGCCCAAGUGCAGAUUCCCUGUCUGAAGAGGAACAGUUUCAGUCUAGUGUCUGUUUAGCAUUAGAUAAUCUAUAUACUUCCGCUAAAUCUCCCCUGAAAUUUCCUGAUACAGAUUCUGAAAAGAGCACCAAAAUCAAAGAUUUGGACUUCAUGUUCUCUGACAUAUCGAAUAGCUCUGUUGAAAGUGAGCAUCAUCAACUUACCCGAAAACUAACUAGCUGUAGUUCUAGUGGAACAGGUGAUGGGCUCCAUGAAGGUAUUUGCAGUGACAGUUGCAAAGCAGCAGGUCUUGACACACAGUCAGGUUUUUCAUGCAACUCCUUAGAAGCUUCAGCUGUGUAUUGGAGUGAUGAAGACACAAAUAUAACUUCAGAUCUCAUUGAAACAUCUAGAGAGAGCAGACAGUGUGUUAUAAGUAACUUGCCACAGCAGUUGGAGUCAGAAGACCAUGUUGAAAGCAUCAAAGACAAAAAUUACAUGCCAGUACUGCACCGGGCUGAGAGAACACUUGAUGGUAUCAAAACACCCAAUAUAGAAGACUUAUCAGUUCCUGCAUUCUGUGUGAAUUCAAUAACUGGGGGUGUUUCUAGUUCACAGAAUAUCAUCUUGAAGGUAGAAAGUGAUGCAGACCAACAUGAAGUCCCUGAAUUUGAUGGUCACAACAACACACAAAACAGUGAAAUCUCCUGUCUUCAAACAAAAUCUGUAUGCUCUCCCUGCAAAGAUUUAACACCUUCAGCCACAAUGGAUUGGAACACUAACUCACCUAUACAAGAACAAAUUACAUCCCAUGUAAGACUAGGCAUUAAUUCCCACACGCAGUUAAAAAGAGAGCUUUCUCAUGAGGAGCAUAGUGAUAGUGGUAACAGAAACAGCAUUUCCCCUCCAUCCAAAAUGUGUCCCCCUGAUGUUGUUGCAAUUUCUUCAGAGUCUGCUAUUGAGGAACCAGCACCAAAUCAAAAGGAAAUUGGCUCUCCUGAUGCUUCAGGAUCAUGCAGCACUUCUCAGACACAUCUUACUGAGCAUCUUACCCAAACGCCAUCUAAGCCUGAAGCCAAACACUCUUUAUCACUGAAGAAGCUGAAAAGUUCAUAUGUAUCCAUCCCUCCUUCUGCAGUUGAAGUGAGCAGUGCUUCUCAAAAGGCUGUAGAUAGUAAUGUAAGCAGAUGUCUUCAGAGCUCUUAUUUCAACAGUCAGUUGGAACUUUCUUCCUCUAAGUUUCCUCCUCCUGAGGCAAGUGAUUCCGCUGAGGUGAUUAAUAGCCACCAUGAGAGAACUGACAAAGAGGAGGACUUUGCUGAAGAUAACCAGCAUGGAGGCCAGCAAAACCAGAACGGGCAAACUAACCUAUAUGAUUACAUGGAUGGAAGAGUUACUUUGGAGCCUUGUAUUGCAGUGGGAUCGAAAGAACCCAGUGACUUACAGACUACUAAUGAUUUUAGUAGUACGAGCAGUAUGCCAAAACUAGAAGGUUUGGAUUUGUCUAGGUCAACAUUGAACAGUUUAGCUUGUGAACCUGCUACCUUUCCUGGUUUCAAAGAAGAAAAUCUGCAGUGUUCUCUGCACGUACAGAUGCCUUCUGACACUUCUGAUAAUUGCAGGUUGGACUUCAAGGAGUAUCCCACAACUUUCUCUCCAGUAAUCUCAACUUUGCACAAAUGUGGUGCCUCAGAGACUUCAGUAAGCUCUCUGCCAGACCAUUUGUUUCAACCAAUGUCUAUGGCAAAUCUUCAGAUUCAAGGCAGGGUCCUCUCGGCUUGUACGUUUAGCCAACCAGCUUCAGAACAUGUUUACUCUUCGGAUGAAGAAGCUUCCUGUCAUUCUGAGGAUUUAGGUGAAGAUAUGAAAGAAUUCCCAUCCAUGUCUACAGAGAGUUCAAGUGCGAUUGGCCUCUUGUCUGAAACCAAAAAUUUGGGCAGUCUCUCUGAUGCUGAAAAUUCUGCUCACAAAGCAAGUUCCAGUAAUACAAAUAUAAUGGAGAGUGAGCUUCAGAAAGCCUGGGCUUUAUCAGAGGGAGACAUUGAGUUCCAGUUGAGUCAAUGUCAAACUGUGCUUGAUGACAUUUCCCAGACUCUGUGUGCUGUGGAGGGCAUUGAUAAAGUGCACAUGGAGGAAUGGAGAGAACAGAUUGAAAAGUUGCAGAAAGAUACAAAAAUGCCAAAGACCUACAUUGCAGUGGUGGGGAACACCGGGGCAGGGAAAAGCAGCUUGUUAAAUGCCUUGCUGGAUGAGGAAGCUGUGCUGCCUACAUCUGCCAUGAGAGCUUGCACUGCUGUGGUGGUGGAGAUCUCCAAGACCGGUGGGAAGAGUCUAUAUGAAGCAGAUGUGGAGUUUCUUUCUAAAGAAGAGUGGGAUAAUGAGCUGAAAGCUCUCCUAGAAGACAUGAAAGACAAAUCUGGUAACUUAAAGAAACGAUGCCCAGAUCGCAAGACUGAAGCUGGUGCUGCCUAUAGUCGUGUGAAAGCUGUAUAUGGAACGAUAGCAGAACUUCCAAAGCUGAAGGAGAUGAAGGAGGUGACUCAGCAUCUUGGGACAGUAAAGCACAUCUCUGCAGAGAAGGCAGCAGAUUUUCGCACAAAAAUAGAGAAAUUCAUUGACUCUCGGACUGAUAACUUACGCGACAUGAAAGGUGGAGAAUUUUGGCCCAUUGUUAAAUGUGUCAAAAUCCGUGUUCCCGGUGCUAAUGUCUUGAAGACUGGGGCAGUGCUGGUGGAUUUGCCUGGAAUACGAGAUUCCAAUGCUGCCAGGGAUAAUGCUGCCAAAGAGUAUUUAAAAAACUGCAAUGCAGUAUGGGUAGUAGCCAGCAUCACCAGAGCUGUGGAUGACAAGACUGCCAAAGAGAUGCUGAGUGCAAACCUGCGGAGGCAGCUGCUCAUGGAUGGCCAAUAUGGGAGUUUAGCUUUUGUUUGUACGAAGACUGACAGCUUUAAUGUUACAGAAAUAAUGAGUGACCUGGAUUUAAGAGAUGAAAUCCAGCCCAUGGAAAAGUCACUGGAAGAGCUGGAAAAUCAGCGGGUGCAAAUGGAAAUGGAGAAGGACACACUUUAUACUCAGCUCCAGCAAGAGCAGCAACGGAAAGGACCUGGUGCAGAAAAUCCAGCCUCAUUCCAGAAAGAAAAUGACCUUAGGAAGAAAAUCCUAGAGAAGGAAUUCAGAAUUAGUAAAUUGCAGAGAGAGAAAGAUAUGAAGCUUCGUGACAUUAGUCUGAUCUGUGUUCAGUCCCGAAAUAGAUUUUCCAAACAGCGGAUUUGGGUGGAUUUCAACAACGGCCUUCAGGAAAUGAGAAGGAAAGCAGCAUAUGAUGAAGAUGAGGAAGAAGAGGAGACUGAGGAUGAAGAGUUAACUACUUCAGACACAAGUGACCCUGGUGAAGUUGAAUCCCAGCAUGGGAAACUUCUGGUUUUCACUGUCAGCUCUACAGAAUAUCUAAAAUUGCAUGGAAAACUGCUCCGAGAUGGGCAGCCGCAAGUCUUCCACAAUGAGGAGGAUACAGAAAUCCCAGCUCUGAAGAAGUUUGCCAUUCACACUGCCUUGCAGCAUAGCAUGGUGGCAACAGAGAAGGUGAUCAGAAAUGUGGCUCGUAUCAUAAGUCAAGUGGUCAAUUAUCUGACCAAUCAAAGAGCAGAGGACAAUUCUCACCGGGCCCAGGUUCAAGAAAUCGUGCAGGAGUGCCUGUCGAGACUACACACGCACCUUCAGGAGGCCAUGGAAGACAGCCUCCAUGACAUCAAGUACUAUUUUUCUGUCCUCAUUCUCGCCAGCCUAAAGAAAGGAGCCAGAAGGGCAGAAGAGCUGUGUGAAGACAAAGUCAGAAGUUGGGGUUUACCUGUUAUUGGAUACCCCUAUGCUACCUAUCGAGCUGUGUGUGCUCGACAAGGUGUCUACAGCUCUGGAGCAUGUGGGUUUGUUGAUUUCAAUGAGCAACUCACAGAGCCAAUAUCCAGUGCAAUCUCCAUGACAUGGAAUGACGUCUUCAGUUGUAGAUUGGGGGAGUCCAUCAAACAGUUCAGCAAAGCCAUCUUAGAUAAAUUGAAAUACUUCUUCAGAGAUCUCACGAACAAGCUCCAGGAAAAAGGCAGAAACACAGAGCCAGUAAGCGUCAUUCAGAGGCAUCAAAUGGAAGCUGUCCAGGCUUUGUUGUGUAACUUUCUUCUGGAUCAGACUGAGUACAUCAAUAAAAGGCAGCGUGGUAUAUCCCGUGUCCUGACACCAGAAAUACAGGCUAGCAUGAAACCAAUAUAUGCAGUUUGUAGCCAACUGAAUGGUCCUGGCUGUUUCCAGAGAAUGAAAGAUCUUAUGCAGAGGCUCGUCCACAAUCAGAAGGAGACCAUGUUUAGCUGUGUCACUGAUAAGUUACGGCACCAGCUUGACCUGCUCCAGAUCUACAUCGGUGGUAGUUUUGAGAGCUUGGUUCAGGAGCUGACUAAAUCCUUGACUCUGCAGUUUGAACCAAUGCUGAAGCUUAUCCAGAAAAAUGAUGGAAUUAUUCCAGAUUUAGUGAACAUCUGUGCCAAAGUCAGCAAGAUUUGUAAAAUAUCUCGUGUAGAUUAUGUUCUUCCCAACCUCAACCUGACAGAGAGCUGUUCUGUACCUUCUUCUCCUGGGAGAGAGCUGCCAUUAAAGAGGGAGCUGCAGGAAGGCUUGGAUCCCCAAAACUUCUUGGGAAAGUGCAAUAUCAUCCACAUUGGGACUGUAUCACUUUCUCACAUUAAUCCCAUUCAGAUAUCUGCACAAGAAAUCACUAUCACUAUGACAGAUCAUACCACCAUGACUCUUCCGUUCAGCAGCGUGUACCUUUGCGAAUGUUGCUUCCACCUGUAUUAUUUGAUCCUUCAUCUCUCUCCUGAGUUUGCCAAGAACAUUUACUCCAGAUUGGGAGCCCAGGCAUUAAACCCAAACCUAGGUAACCAGGAGGUGCUCAUUAUCCUGGACAAGCCCCAGGACCCGUCAUCUUUCCAUAGCUUGGUAGAAUUCAUAUCGGCAAGACAUGGGGGCAUACCUUGGUUCCGGGAACUAAAUCUGCAGCAGGGAAGAGAGAAAUUGGAAUCGCUGGGAGUGUAUUACACUGUCAAAGUGAGCCAUCAUGAGUUCUGCAUGUUAGAGGACUUAAAAUAUGAUGAUGAAGAAAAGACUCUUGAAGUCUCACCUUCCAGUUCGCCAUCAGAUCAACCAACCGUCUUCACCCUUGCACAGCAGCCCCAGCUCCCUGGCAUGAAGUUGUAUCCAUACGGCAGAAAGAGAGGAGGAGGAGAGAUCCAGUCACAGUGGGAGAAGAAGCACAAAGGCAAAACUAUAGAACAAAGCCCAGAAGCGGAGCCUGCUGCGUUCCAUCUACCAAGCCAACACAUUCCUGGCGGACUGGUGGUCUCAGCCAGACAGUCCAUGGCAAGUCACCCGCAGAACGCAAGCAGAGAGUGUGCACCUGCGUUUUACGAGUGGAAUACAACCUCCUUUCCAGGAACGUCCGUGUCUGAGGCACCAUCCAGCUCUCAUGUAACUGUGAAGGUUGAAAGUGAUCUGUUUACCAUUCCAAGUGCAGCAGGUAACCUUCAUGUCGGAGCCAAAGAGGGUGUUUGGGGAAAGUGGCAAAAUCCAAAUGCUCAGGAAGACAACAGUUCUGAUGUGGAUAAAAUGGAGACCAAUGGAAACACGCACACUGCAAAAGAUUCAUGGAGUCCACACUAGUUUGUUAUAAUUCAAAGUCUGUUACCUGACUUGUAUACACACAACACGCAAUAUAUGUACGUACAUCAUCAGUACCAAAAGGCUGUAGAAAUAGACUCCUUCCUGUUGAAAAAUUAUUCUGAAACUGAUUGUCAUGUAAUCUUACACUGAUAAUUUAACACGAUUGACUGAGUGAAUUCUGGGCACUGUCUCUGAAGUAGCCUGCUGCAUCAGUGCCUCUUUUCAGAAUGGAGGAGUUUGCAUACAAUAGCACAGCUGAAAUAUCCGUUUGGACAAUGGUUGGCUGUUUCUUGAAAGAGAAAUGAAGUGAGUCAGCUACAUGCAGAAAUGACAUACAUGGGACUCCCCCUUUGCUAAGACACUUGACUCUAGAGUGUAGCCAACAACUCUCUGCCAGUGAAAGCCACAUUGGUAAAGAAAAACUUAGAGUAACAGGCAAAGACUCAUCCAAAAUGCAUAGAGUCAAAUACUAAGACUCUGUAGCCUACAUAUUAAUCCAAAGCAAUAGAGCAUAGACCCACUGAUUUUUGGAAAGGAAAACAGAUUAUGAUUUGAUGAACAGAAAACUUCUGCAACAAUAAAGAACAGCUUCUUGUUGUUCCUUGUAAAUUGAGGGGAUGGAUGAUGUCCAAAUUGAGCUAGGAUGGUGCUGGAGAAUCAGCUUAUCCUGCCUGUUAAGGAGCUUUUCAAAUACAGACAGGUUGUGCUCGAAGUUCAGCAGAAGUGGAAAGAAAGUAGGAAAGGUCUAACCUGAAAAGAUAAUGUGUUUUGUUUACUUGGGGGGUUAUGCUAAUCUGCAUUAAAACCUCUCCCUCUCCCUGGCCUUCUGGUGAGGUGUAACCAAAACUUCCAUCUGGUGAGAGCGAGUUCUUGGAGUUACUGUGUGUCAAGUGUGAGAAAUUGCCGAGUUUUGUGUCCCAUAAGGACAUUGUUUCUGAGAGAACCUGAAGUCGGACUAUACUUUUCUGUAUCAUAAAGCCCUGCAGUGUUAUAGUGGCAGUGGAUGCAAGUGGGGCUUGAUCCACAGCCCACUGAAAUCAAGUAGAGACUCUCAAUGAUUUCAGUAAUCUUUGGAGCAGGUCUCAAUGAAGAUGAGAAUUUUGUUGAAGAGGAAUCUGUGCAGUACAGUUAAAUCUUCCUGGAUUAACUGUUCAAUUUUGCUUUCUCUAAAUAUUCCCAAUUCUGAUUAGGUUCAUAAUGGAGUCUUUGCUGAACAGAGCAAUGGAGCACAAUGAUCUGUUUAAUAGUAUUGCCCCCACCCUUUGUGUUUAGUUCACUGUCUUGUUUCUCCUUUUUAAUGUGUUUCCAUCCUUUCCCUGCAAUGCUACGUCGCUGCAGGAUGAGUAGUGCAGCCUGCUGCUAAAUUUGCAAGUGCUGUAAGAAUUUUUAUGCUGUUGGGCAGGGUUGUUUUUUAACUGAAUGCAGUAUGCUUUGAGGUAAAGCAGAUAAACUGCUAGGAUGUCAGAGACCUAGCCUGACUGAAAGUGUCUCUCGGUGCAUCACUUCAGCUGACAAACUGUUUUUGCCUUAUACCAAUAUGGUGUUUUCUAGCAUUGCUUGAAUCAUGCAUUGUAUUUGUGCCUUUUUGUAUUUAUAAAAUAAAAAUACUUGAUAUUCUUCCAAAAAAAAA